This is a messenger RNA of Manihot esculenta (cassava), 1410 nucleotides long. RefSeq names its product transcription factor RAX3. The record is from RefSeq and is a predicted model, not a curated record. Bases 78 to 1112 code for a protein of 344 amino acids. The transcript has 3 exons. Lineage: Eukaryota; Viridiplantae; Streptophyta; Magnoliopsida; Malpighiales; Euphorbiaceae.
AGAGAAGCUAACCAUCAAACUUCAAAGCUCAAAAUUUAAGAAACAUUAAGGAAAAGGAAGGGAAGGGAAGAGAAGCUAUGGGGAGGGCUCCUUGCUGCGACAAAGCCAACGUCAAGAAAGGCCCAUGGUCACCUGAAGAAGAUGCUAAGCUCAAGGCGUAUAUAGAGAAACAUGGCACUGGUGGUAACUGGAUUGCUUUGCCUCAGAAAAUUGGCCUUAAAAGAUGUGGCAAGAGCUGCCGUCUUAGAUGGUUAAACUAUCUUCGCCCAAAUAUUAAGCAUGGAGGCUUCUCUGAGGAGGAAGAUAACAUAAUUUGCAGCCUCUAUAUUAGCAUCGGGAGCAGGUGGUCUAUAAUUGCAGCACAAUUGCCAGGGAGAACAGAUAAUGACAUAAAGAACUACUGGAACACAAGGCUGAAGAAGAAGCUUCUUGGUAAGCAAAGGAAAGACCACCAGGCUCGGAGGGCUAGUGGCAUAAAGCAAGAGAUGAAGAGAGGAAACGCUAAUCCUAUGGUUUCAGCUGAUAAUAAAAACAAUCAAAACCCUUAUUGGCCUGAGCUGCCUUUACUGGCUCCAAUACCAUUCUCCAACCAAGAACCCCGCUUUAAUGACCAUGCUUCUAUUAGGAAACUGCUUAUCAAGCUUGGAGGAAGAUUUUCUGAAGAUGAUCAACUCAUUCGCAAUGCCACAAGUACUCAGUUCCCAAAUGGCGUAUCCUACGCUCAGCAACUUUAUGAUCAGCCCAUUAAUAAUGUCUCCUCUUCUGCUUCAAUGGAUACCUCAAAUGACACUGCUGUUCAAUUUGCACAAGCACACUACAAUAUUGAAGGGGCUAGGCUGCAGAUGGUUCAAGGAGAAAGCAAUUUCCCUGCUGUGGGGAUUGAGGAAAUGGCAUACAACAAUCCACAAAGAUUAGAUGGGCUAGAGUUUCUGCUCAGCGAUGAUAUGUUAAAUGAUAGAAUUGGGACUACUUCUGGCGAAAGCGUAGUUGGCUCCAUGGUUGAGAUGAGCUCUCUUGUGUAUCCUCCUAUGGCUUCAAACUGUGAAGGGAUACAGCAAGGAUUGCUGCAGGAAUGCUCUCUAGAGGAGUUGAGGUACCCUGGAAUUCUAUAGUGUGGUGUACAUUAAUGGUAUAGAUAGUACAGAUUCAUAGCAGUAGAUGUUGGAUUCUCAGAUGAAACCCUAAUAAGCUCAUUCAGUGAUCUGUUUGCUUUCCUUGUUGGCAGAAAUUAAGUAUAAUAUAUAGUUUAUUGUUGGGUGUGAUGAGCUCUCUUUUUAUGUAUUUCAGACUUGAGUUACGUUAGGCGCAAAUUUCAUCAAUCAAUUGGGAGCUUCUAGACUGGACAUGUUAAUUUGGAUAUGUAAUUUUCUCUGAUUUGAUUUGGUGAUGAUCAUAAUUUCUUGAAAAUUU